Messenger RNA from Cladophialophora yegresii CBS 114405, 492 nucleotides. RefSeq lists its product as uncharacterized. The transcript has a single exon. Bases 1 to 492 code for a protein of 163 amino acids. The record is from RefSeq and is a predicted model, not a curated record. Lineage: Eukaryota; Fungi; Ascomycota; Eurotiomycetes; Chaetothyriales; Herpotrichiellaceae.
AUGUUUGCCCUUAUGCUCACAAUUCUCCUGGCGGCACUGCGCCUCGACCUCGUCGUUGCACAGUCCAUCCGAAACCUCGGCGUCUCAUGCAUUGCCGGUGCUCAACAAUGUGGCCCACGAGGUGGCAUCGGUGACGGCGCUCAUCCAGUCUUGGUUCCUCAGUCGUUCAUUACGGAUGCCUUGAUCCCCUUGAUACCGAACAGCACGCGUCAAAUAGCACCAGGCCCUGCACCCGUUCGUCUCGCGGCAUCUCCAUUUGCCACGGGAUCAUGUCCACUUCGUCGAAACAUCGUCAUCGACACUGCCAGCGGUGCUCAGCAGGAGAUGGUCGGCUUUGGGCAUGCAUGGACCGACAGCGCGACCUCCGUGUUCAAUACACUUGACAAUGCAACCCUUGCUAGAGUCCUCGGCGACCUCUUUGGUCAAAACGGCAACAAUGUGGGCUUCAUGCGUCACACUAUCGGGUCUUCAGACCUCUCCGGUGGACAAUAA